Cuscuta europaea is the source of this 799-nucleotide messenger RNA. The record is from the annotation of a GenBank genome assembly. Lineage: Eukaryota; Viridiplantae; Streptophyta; Magnoliopsida; Solanales; Convolvulaceae.
UCGCACUACAAUUUCUUUUAUAAUUAUCUAAUGAAAUGACGAUGACUUUCGAACAUCCCUCCCCCACCAACAGCCUCCGAGAAGAGGUAUAUAUAAAUUCAUACACGGACUACUAAUUAUCCCAAUUCUUAUCUUCUCUAUACUUAGCUUAAUUAUUUCUUUGAUCUUUCUAAAACAAACAUAGCUGCAGUGAAAAGGGACUUGGGGAGAUGGGAAAUUGUCUGAAUAAACGGGGAUCGUCAUCCAUGGUGUGGGCUGCAGAAGAUGAAGAGGAUGAGUGGGAAUGGGAAUCGCAAGAAAAGAAGACUCAAAAGACUGGCAAUGGAAAUAGCAGCAGGUUGGUUGUAGGUGGCGGAGGUGAUGAUAAAAACAGUAGCGCCGCCGCACCUUCUACGACGCUGAAGAUCACAAUCUCAAAGAAUCAGCUGGAGCAGUUGCUUGGGCUGGUGAGAAAAGGAGAGAAUAGUACUUGUAAUAAAAAAUAUCAAAUAAUCUUAGCAAGAUUGUUGGCGGAUUCCGGUAGUAGUACUGAUCAGCACGGCGGAGAUAUGGUGGUGCGCCAACGGUCAUGGAGACCGCGUUUGCAAAGCAUUCCUGAACUCAAUUGAACAUAUUCGCCUAUUCUUAAUUCCUGUACAUUAUAUAUCUAUUAUUGGUGAGAUUGUUAUUUGUUAAUUAGUUGAUGCAGGUUGUCGUCUGUAACUUGAGCCCAGAUUUAUGAGUAAUCUGAUUUUUUUAAUGCAUGUUCGUAUCGAUUCUUCAAAUUCAUUGUCUAAUACUACCUCUGUCUCAAUGCAAG